CUGGGAUCAGUGAGUGUUCAUUCAUCAGCCAACAACCUCUGGAACAGCAUGGAUAUAUAAGCUGGAGUCACACCUGCUUCUCCUAAAAGACUCCAAACCUCCAUCAGCUGAGUUCAAACCGCAAAGUUCAGGUGCCUUGCCAGACUCCACAGCAUGCUCCCCGGUAGGGAGGCUGAUGUCCGGCGGGACUGCGUCCUGACGAGCCGCUGGUUGCCCGCAGCUCUCGCGCUGCUCCUCCUCCUCUCCUGCAGCUUCAGCCGCGCGCACAGCACCACGGUGGAGCACGACUUCCACAUCGUCCACAACGUCGACAACAGAAGUCCGGAGAUAGACCCGUUCUGGUACGUGGGGCGUGGAGUGAGACCCAUAGGGCGUUUUGGGAAGAGACACAGCAGCGGAGACACACUGGACAGCAGCAACAUGCAGCCUGUCGUCAGGACUUUGGAACUGCUGCUCAACAGCCUCAGAGAUAAGGAAAACCUUGGAAAAGUACUGGAUGGAGAAGAUGGAGACUGGUUACCGUGAUGAAACGUCGCCCUUGCCAUCGGUUUGCAGUCUUCUUUUUAUAAGAUAACACGUUCAUUUUCCACGUAUGUCUCUUUAAAGUCUACCGGUCAUUGUAAAAUCAUCUCCUGAUGUUUCUGUACAUAUUAAUGUGUUCUGAAUUGGGUAAUAAAUGAAGAUGUCAGUAUAACUGGUCA
Molecule: messenger RNA, 701 nt
Organism: Nothobranchius furzeri (turquoise killifish)
Lineage: Eukaryota; Metazoa; Chordata; Actinopteri; Cyprinodontiformes; Nothobranchiidae
Gene: prlh2
Product: prolactin releasing hormone 2
Molecular function (GO): hormone activity
Source: RefSeq, a predicted model, not a curated record